Molecule: messenger RNA, 1119 nt
Organism: Alternaria atra
Lineage: Eukaryota; Fungi; Ascomycota; Dothideomycetes; Pleosporales; Pleosporaceae
Exons: 2
Coding region: 1-1119 (372 amino acids)
Source: RefSeq, a predicted model, not a curated record
AUGAAAUACUCCCUCAGCUUUCUCGCAGUGUUUUCAGCUACUGCUCAUGGCAUCCAGUCAGCCCGCUCUUGGGUCGUCAAUACGCAUGCUCUGGAAGACUGCAGCGAUCCUACACCAGUCGGCUACACCGGCUUCGAUGUCACGUUGAUGGAUAACCACAUACGUCCCAUUCAAUUCCCAGAGGGCACGAGAGCUAUUUGGUUCCGUGACUCUGAUACUGCAGCCCAUGUGCUCGAUCUCCAUGAUGGACACAAGGUUAACCUCCAACCUGGUUCUGCCGCUGUGUGUGUUCCAGUUAGUGGGAUGAACGGCUUCAGUCUUUCGCCAGCCCUCCCUUCCUCGUCGAUCGCCUUGCGCUCUCCGGACACCGCUCUUGCUUUGAUCAUGCCCGACGCCGAAUUCUACGCUUGGAACCUUGGACGCCGUCAGCAGAUUUACGCGCACGCCACUGCUACCGUUGCUGCCUGUGCGCUUUCGCAACCUUGGCUCUGCGGCUUCGGCGUGAUUACCACCGUGAUUGAGACAGUUUUCCUCGUCUACGAAACCGCGCGCUAUAGUCAACACCGCGCAGGCGACAAACGAGACCUGCACAGCCUCAUCGACGGCCCCAUUGAGCGAGACGAUAUGAUUGAGGGAAAGAAGGUCAUUCUGAAAACCGUCGACGUCAACGACCCACUCUCCAAAAGCGACGCCUUCUCCCUCGUCGGCCGUGAUCUAGAAGAAUCGCACAUCUACAUCACCGUAGAUGUUAUCGACGACAUCACCGGCAAGGUCGAACAUGCAUUCGCCGACUUCAACCCUGCGACUAACGAAACCAUCGCUUCUGCGCCCGCUGCUGGAGGUCUUGGACGCGUCGGUGAUGGCCACCUGACGCGCCGCCAGGCAAAUGCUGAAGACUACACUGUCCAUUACCAGAGCUACAACAUGGAUUCCGCGGCUGCCGAUUUCUUCCCCAUGCGAAGUGACACCGCGCAGAAGCUUGCUGGGGAGAUUUGGGACUGGGGUCGUGAGCAGAACCUGGGGGGUAAGUGUGCGGCGCUUGUCAGGCAAGGUGAGCAGCUCAACAACGGCUACUUUUCUAUCAGGACUGGUCCUUUUACUGCGCACCGCGACUGCUAG